AUGGCCUUCAACCCUUUCAAAAUUCAUGAGCUGGAGGACAUAAGUCACCUGCCCAUACGAUGUCCCCUGGAGAACUGUAUGGAUAUGGUGGCCCCCAUGGACUUACUGUUCCACCUGAAGGCGCAUCACCGCUUGCACACACCUGGUGACACGUACUUGCACCUGGCCUUCGAGGCAGAGCGCUGCCUCCUGACCUUCGAUCCCUCGCAGCUGCCUUCGAGGAAAACCAUUUGCUUGGGCGUUCUACUUUUUGGCGGCCAGCGUGGAAGUGUGGGACAAUUACCCGCCAUUCGAGGAAUCUGCUGCAGCAACCGUCUGCCACCGAUUUCUGGACUGGAUGCGCUCGGGGAUUUUCUGCCCGUCAUGAUUCUGGUGAGGAAGAGCUCCUUCCUCGAGUGGUUCUUGCUGGACAGGAACACGAAGCCGGAUCUGGAUGUACCUCCCAAAUGGGAGCACCACGAAUUGAGCGAUCCUGGAAGCCAGGAUUGGGUCAAGAAAGAAGAAUCUGAAAUUAAUAAUCAUCCCGAAAAUGUGGAGAGCUCGCAGUUCCCGCCCUCUUUCAGCCCAGAAGAUCAAGAACCAGCUGAAGAAGGAGAGGACAUUCGAGAUUUGGCAAUGUACACUAUUUGGACCCAAGGAGUCCCCUGCACCCUACCUCUCCACGUCACCAUGACCGCCUUCGACCGCAUCUUAUCGGAGGGUCGCAGUGCCCUGCGUCGGGUGGCCAACACGGGCAGGGUCUAUCCGGAGAUCUGCGGCAAGGAGCUGCCCAAGGACCGGAACAGCAUGACGCUGAGCCAACGAGAAAUAGACAAGCUUUGCGGCACACAACAUCAUGUCCAACUGGAACUGAUCCUGAGCGAGCGCUGCCAAAAGCCAACAGGGUGCUUCUAA
Messenger RNA from Drosophila biarmipes, 894 nucleotides. RefSeq lists its product as uncharacterized. The transcript has a single exon. Lineage: Eukaryota; Metazoa; Arthropoda; Insecta; Diptera; Drosophilidae. Bases 1 to 894 code for a protein of 297 amino acids. The record is from RefSeq and is a predicted model, not a curated record.